AUGCUCUACACACACGCCACCAUCAUUACUGUCGACGGUUCCCGCCGGAUCAUUGACGAUGGUGCCCUCCGCGUCGAUGGCGACCGCAUCGCGGACAUCGGCAAGACCGACGCCUUGAAAGCACAAUACCCUGAUGAACAAGAGUAUGAUCUAUCCGGGCGGAUAGUGAUCCCGGGUUUGAUCUCGACGCAUAUGCAUACCGCGCAGACGCUGCUGCGGGGCACGGCAGACGACCUAGAGCUGGUCUCGUGGCUUUGUGAGCGGAUCUGGGUGCUUCAGGGCAACUUCACGGCGGAGGAUGGGUAUGCAGCUGCGCGGUUGAGUAUUGGCGAGAUGUUGAAGACAGGAACGACAUGUUUCUUGGAGAGUAUGUUCGCCGACCGCUAUGGCUUUGAUGGACUCUGUCGGGCCGUCGAAGAAAGCGGCAUUCGUGGCUGUCUGGGCAAGAUCGUCAUGGACAUUGCUCGGUAUGCACAAGAUGACGCUUGGGCGAUGCAUCCGGGGCUUGUGGAAGACCGUGAGACAUCUCUGCUAGGCACGCUGCAGAUGUGGGAGAAGUGGAAUGGCAAGGCCAAUGACCGCAUUCGUGUGUGGUUCGGGGCCCGGACACCAGGCGGGGUGUCGGACGGACUGUACAAGGAAAUGACGGCCCUCUCGCGAUCGAAAGGCAUCCCCAUCACGAUGCACUGCGCCGAAGUGCGUGCCGACCGCGACUUCUUCGCUUCGGUCUCACAUACGCCCAUGUCAUACUGUGACUCAGUAGGCCUGCUAUCUCCGUCGACCGUGCUGGUGCACAUGGUACAUCUGGACGACUCGGACAUCGACCGUUUGGCAGCCUCGGGCACUCACGUCGCACACUGUCCAACCUCGAAUGCCAAGCUGGCGUCAGGGAUCUGUCGCGUUCCCGACCUGCAGAAAGCCGGCGUGAAUGUCGGACUAGGAACGGACGGUGCGCCAUGCAACAACACCUGUGAUCUGCUGCAAGAGAUGAAGCUGGCAGCCAUCAUCCACAAGAGCGUUUCGUACGACCCGACGGCGGUACCAGCCGAGACGGUGUUGGAGAUGGCGACGAUCAACGGGGCUAAGGCGCUGGGGUUAGAGGACCGCAUCGGCAGCCUAGAGGUUGGCAAGAAGGCAGACUUUGUCGCGAUCGACGUUCGAGGCAUCCACUCGCAGCCGUGGUUCAACGCUGUGAGCGCGGUCGUGUACACGGCCACCGGCCGAGAUGUUGACGUCGUCGUCGUCGACGGACAGAUGGUCGUCGAGAAAGGACAGUUGCUCACUAUGAAUGAGCAGGAGAUUGUUCAAGAAGCACAGCGCAGGAGUCGUGAGGUGGUCGCUCGAGCCGGCCUGACGGAAAAGGUCAAGGGGAGGUGGAAGGUUGUAUGA
Messenger RNA from Penicilliopsis zonata CBS 506.65, 1389 nucleotides. RefSeq lists its product as hypothetical. Gene Ontology annotation, molecular function: hydrolase activity, acting on carbon-nitrogen (but not peptide) bonds. The record is from RefSeq and is a predicted model, not a curated record. NCBI's taxonomy places the organism in Eukaryota, Fungi, Ascomycota, Eurotiomycetes, Eurotiales, Aspergillaceae. The transcript has 3 exons. The coding region runs from base 1 to 1389 and encodes 462 amino acids.